Molecule: messenger RNA, 5983 nt
Organism: Physeter macrocephalus (sperm whale)
Lineage: Eukaryota; Metazoa; Chordata; Mammalia; Artiodactyla; Physeteridae
Gene: UBTD2
Product: ubiquitin domain containing 2
Exons: 3
Coding region: 115-819 (234 amino acids)
Molecular function (GO): protein binding
Source: RefSeq, a predicted model, not a curated record
GGCGCGCCUGUCCGGAGCUCGGCGGCGGCGGCAGAGGCGGCGCCGGAGGAGGCAGAGGCGGCGACGGGCCCGGACGAGCGCCCGGAGGUGGCGGACGAGGCGCCGGGGGCCCCCAUGGGCGGGUGUGUGGGCGCCCAGCACGACUCCUCGGGCAGCCUCAACGAGAACUCGGAGGGCACCGGAGUCGCUUUAGGUCGUAACCAGCCUUUGAAAAAGGAGAAACCCAAAUGGAAAAGCGAUUAUCCCAUGACAGAUGGACAACUGCGCAGCAAAAGAGAUGAAUUUUGGGAUACUGCACCAGCUUUUGAAGGCCGUAAAGAGAUUUGGGAUGCCUUGAAGGCUGCAGCACAUGCUUUUGAAAGCAAUGAUCAUGAACUGGCACAGGCAAUCAUUGAUGGUGCGAACAUAACGUUACCACAUGGUGCACUUACGGAGUGCUAUGAUGAACUGGGGAAUAGGUAUCAGCUUCCAGUCUACUGCUUGGCACCACCAAUCAACAUGAUAGAGGAAAAGAGUGACAUAGAGACUCUGGAUAUUCCUGAGCCACCACCCAAUUCGGGGUAUGAAUCUCAGCUCCGUUUGCGCCUUUCAACUGGCAAGGACCUCAAACUUGUGGUCCGCAGCACAGACACAGUGUACCACAUGAAGAGGCGGCUACAUGCAGCAGAAGGAGUGGAGCCGGGCAGUCAGCGGUGGUUCUUCUCUGGCAGACCUCUCACCGACAAAAUGAAGUUGGAAGAGCUGAAGAUCCCAAAGGACUAUGUUGUACAGGUUAUAAUGAGCCAACCUUUGCAAAACCCAACACCAGUUGAGAACUGAACUGGUCCUGUUGGCUGUCCCCAGAUCCCUCCUGCUCCUUUUUAUUGUUGUUGUUAUCAUUCCCUUCUCUAUGGCGUGAAAUUUAUUUUCACUGCUCUGAAUUCCUUAUGAAUGGAUUUAGUUCUGAGGAAUUACCAGUGAAAACUUCCAUCUGUGAUGGAGACCAACACAAAUAAUUAAUAAAACACAAAGAGCCAGCCUUUGAGACUCAUGUAAUUACAGUUUCUAAUUCAAGAGGCAGUUAAGAAAUAGAUAACCAUUUAUUUUAAAAUACCCAACUAUAUAAUGGCUGUAUUUAAAUGAUUUGGACUGUAAAUAGAACAUUGCAUCCAUGCAGAACAGCACCAAGCACCUGUGAAUACAGAAUUCUUAAAAAAUAAAUCAAAUACAAUUUCCAGAAAUCAUCAAUAACAGUUAUAAAACUUGAGCUUUUUAAAAUGGAAACUGAAAAGAGCAGUACUUGAGGUUCUCUUCUUUUCUGGUCUUAAUUCCUUGCUCAAUUAAUAUUUAUCCAUAAAGGAGUAGAGACUGGCAAAUUGUGUUUCAGUAUUGCUUUCCCCAUCCCCAUAUGUUGAGCUCCUUGUUUACAUUCACACUAAAUUUUGGUGCCUUCCAGCACGUUGGUGGCAGGCACCUUUUUGGAACACUAGGCAAUAAUUUAGUCAGUGCAUUCAGAUCUCUGACUUCCAACUGAUAACUUAGUUGAAAAGUCUAUUGUCCUCUUGCUGCAUAGGUAUUUUGAAAUGUCUGUAUAAUGAAGCUGUUUCAUAUCCAGGCUUAGAAGGACACUACUAUGUAAUACCUUCAUUGAUUUACCUACUCUGCUUAGAACUUUUCAGAGCUAACUGUGCCCCCAAAUGCAUGGAUAUGCAUGGAAUCAAGUACAGCUGGGAAUGUACUUGAAUCAUUCCAGGGAUUCAAGGGAAUCCCAGGGAAUGCACGGAAUCAAGUACAGCUGUUUCUACUGUAGGAUAAUAAAGUAAUUAUCUCUUCUCCCCCAGUUUGCAGGAAGGGUGUAAGGAAAACCCAUUCUGUCUGUGCCUGGGAGAAUUGUGCCUGUCUUCAAUCUUUUAGAAAAAAUUUCAACUCAUAAUUUGCUAGAGUGAAAGAUUUACUGACAUCACUUAAACAUCGACAGUGAGACCAACUGAUGAUACGUUGCUUUAUACUUUAGUGCUUUCCAUAGUUCACUGUUAACCUGUAGUUGUGGUGGAUGAGAAUUUUCCUCUCUCAUCUUUCCUAGCAAAGAGGCAAAUUAAGAAGCAUCUGCAGAUUAUAUUAGAGGACUGAAAAAUUUGGUGAGAUAACCUGAUUCUUCUGUACUAGGACUGGAAUAAAGCUGCCAAGGAUUAUAUUUAAUUUGGAGCCUUUUCAAGGUUGGUCCCAUAAGUGAGAAGGGGGCUACCACGUGAUUUCUGAAUCCCUGAGAAUCCAUGAGAUGGAAAAGUAGAGGCAAGAAGGCACUUACGUUGUUCUCAAAUGAGAAAUAAUCAAACCUUCACAUGUAUUUUGGAUGUGAAGCACCAUUAUUAAUUUUAAUGGCAAAAUGAAACGAUUUAGUUUAAAUGUAAUGUUUAAAAUACUAUUAAAUUUCCUAUAGCCUGAUUGCACAUAAUAUCUAUAAUUGUAACAUGUUUCUGAGAGCUUUAACUGCUUCUCUUUUUCAUGCAAUCAUUUUAAAGAUUGUGGCUACAUUUAAUUUAGAUUUACUGAUAAUUGAAUCUAAAUUUAAGAGGCAACAGCAGCAUUAAUUCCAAAGGAGUACUUUUAUAUAUGGAGGUGGAGAUAUGCGAGGGUAUUUCAAUAUAAUGCCCCUGUCAUCAGAAUGUUUGCUUAUUAAUUUGUGUGCUACAUUGAACAGCAACAUCUCUCAAAGUUUGUCAACUGGAGGACAAAAAAGUGUUCAAAUCUAUUUUUCUUAAGUAAAUUUGGUGAUAUAAUAAUCUAUAGUUGGUAGAAGUUUUUUUGUUGAGGAUUUGAGCUCUCUCAAUAGUUUAUUUUAUUUUAAAGGAACAUGUACUUUGAAUAACAAUUUUCUGGGCAUUUAACUAACCUAGGUGAGAAAACCAUGGUGCUGUUUAAUUGUAAAUAGCUUGAUAUAAGAUUGGACCAAUACUUGAUGUGUACAAUUUUAGUAUGUAGGGUUUUUGUGCUUUUUUUAAAAAAAAAGUUCAAUUUUUCUCUCUGUCUUUGCCUUUAUUCUGGGUUUUUAAUUAUUAUUACUCUCCACAAUAAGGGUAAUCUGCUUCAUUCUGAUAAAAACCUCUAAAAAGGUUUUUCCCCUUUUUAAAACCUCCCAGCUCAGUAACUACCAAGUUCAUUACUACCAAACUUAGGCUCUGCUAUGUCAAACCAUACAUGGUCAUUUAUAGAUAUACUUUAUUUGCUGCAUUGAAAUCUUGGUCUCAAAUAGGUUGUUGUUUUUUUCUUUUAAGAAUCAUGCUGUAAACCAAAACCCAUAAUUCAGUUUUUCAGAAGCACUGAGCUCAUUUCUUUAUCCAUUUUGGAUCAAAGUGGUAGGCUUUGAUUGUUAAUUUUUAUUUAAAAUAAGUGAUACAUACACAUGGGAAAAACAAUCCAAACAUACCGAAGUGAAAAGUCUCUCUGAAGAUGCCUGUUCUUCAUCUCCCAUUUAUUCUCCCCAGAGGUAACAGCUGUUCCCAAUUUUCUGGAUAUCUUUAAAGAUGCUCUACCACAGUGGUUCUCAAACUUCAGCAUGCAUCAGAAUUACCUGGAAGGCUUAUUAAAACACAGAUUGCUGUGCUCUUUCCACAGAGGUUCGGAGUUAGUAGGUCUGAGUGAGGUCCAAUAAUUUGCAUUUCUAGAAGUUCUCAGGUGAUGCUGCUGCUGCUAGUCUGGGGAUCCCAAUGUGAGAACCACUAUUUUAGUGUAUGUGAGUAUACUUACCCGCCCUACCCUGUUUUUUCCAUAAAUAACGUAUGCUAUUCUAUACAUUUGAUUUUUCUCUAAAAUGGUUAAUCUUAGAGAUUGUUCCAUAUAUGUUGAGCUAGAUCUGCUUCAUUCCUCUUACAGGCGCAGUAGUAUUCCAUUGUCUGGAGUACCACAGGUCAGUCUGGCUGUUUCUAGUCUUUUGGUACUAUAAACCAUGCUACUGUGAAAUGUCCUUUUCUACAGCUGCAUCUUUACGUCUAUGUACAUUGCUACAUCAAACAGUAUAUACAUUUAGGGAGUAGACGCUGAAUUGCCCUCCAAAUAGAUUUUAACCAAUUUAAUACUAUAGCAAUAUGACUGCUCUUAUUUUCCUAUACCCUGACCAACUUUUUAAAAAAAUAUAAAUGUAUUUAUUUAUUUAUGGCUGCAUUGGGUCUUUGUUGCUGCUCACGGGCUUUCUCUAGUUGUGGUGAGCGGGGGCUACUCUUAGUGGCGGUGUGCAGGCUUCUCGUUGAGGUGGCUUCUCUUGUGGUGGAGCACCAGCUCUAGGCGUGCAGGCCCAGCUGUUGUGGCACUCAGGCUCAGUAGUUGUGGCUCGCGGGCUGCAGAGCGCAGGCUCAGUAGUUGUGGCACACGGGCUUAGUUGCUCUGCGGCGUGUGGGAUCCUCCUGGACCAGGGCUUGAACCCGUGUCCCCUGCAUUGGCAGGCGGACUCUUAACCACUGUGUCACGAGGGAAGUCCCUGACCAACUUACUGAUCUUUGACAGUCUAGGUGGAAGCCUGUGUCAUGUGGUUUUACUUUGUGUUAUGGGAUCUUAGUUCCCCGAUCAGGGAUUGAACCCGUGGCCUCGGCAGCAAAAGCACGGAGCCCUAACCACUGGGCCGCCAGGGGAUUCCCGCUAGCUCCAUUUAGUUUUUGUAGAACCGUUGUGGGGAAGACAAAAGUUUUGGCUGCUAAGCAUUACUCAUAAGUGUGUUAUCGAAAUCUCAUGACUAUUAGAGUAAAUAUAGAGAAUGUUCAUAGUAAUUAAUAUAAUUUCAGUUAUUACGUGUGACUUAUGAAUGACAGUCUUAGGCAGUAUUCUUGUCUGUUGCACAUUGACAAAGUGAUUUUUGAUUAUUAAGUGCUCUGGAACUCACUGAAUGCCUUAUGGUCAGUUAUAUUGCAUAUAUUGUUCCCUUAAGAAAUUCUUGGUUUAUAGUAAAUGAGCUGUAUUUCUUUAAUCACCAAACACGUCCCUCAGAAAUCUAUGGUAGAAGGAGAUGUGGUAAUUAGCAUUAGGUAGAAGGGGUUUCUGAGCCAGUGAAACGCCAGCUUAAAACUUAAACAGAAUCUGCUAAGACUGAAGUGAGUUACUCAAAUUUCUUGUUCUCAGUGCAAGCGUCUAAUUGACCUUGAAUUUGAACUCUGGUCCUGCCACUAGUGAGUCAUUAAGAACCUUGGGUAAGGUUCUUAAUCUUGACACCUCAAUUUCCUCAUCUGUAAAUUGAGGAUAACACUUAAUUCGCAGGGUUAGGGGAUAAAUAAAGUCAUGGUCUAAAGCCCCUGCCUGACCCAUUGCAAGCACUUACUCAGUGGUAGUUAUCAUCAUUAACAUCACAGUAGUCAGGGAGGAUUCACAAAUCCCAUGCUAAAGACACUUAAAAAUUAUUCAAGGCAUUAAUUAUACAAAAAAAUAGACUUAUACAAGGGCAUGUAAUAAUUAUUUUACCCUAGUAGAUUUGGUACAGUUGCUUAAGCACUUAACUCAUCAAAGAGUAAUUUAAAUUCUAGGAAGAACACAGUCCCCAUAUCCUUAAAAGUCAGUUUCCCUCAUGGUUGGAGGCGCUUCGCCAUUUGCCAAUUUGAAGUUUGUUUUAGCCUAAGGAGUGGGAGAAUUAGAAUUCUGAAAGUAUUGGACCACUAGUGACAAAUGUUAGGAAAGCAUCACCUUCCAACUGCUUGGCUCCAGUAAGAGUUGGUAAUUAUUUGGAUACACAGGGACCUAAUGGACAGAGUUGAUCUGAAAAGCAGCAGCAGAGUUGGGACGUGUCAACAAAGAGAAAGUUUUUACUUCACAUUACAUAACUGUGAGUCAUUUGUGAGGUCUAAAGGUUAUUAAAGUUAAGAAUAUGCUGAUUGAGGAGUGCUUAUCUGAACCCCGCAUGUGUAAAACUCAAUUUAAAGAUAUCUACUUUGAUGUUCUAAAUUUAUUUUUAGAGAUGUUAACAAUUGCAGUUACUUAUACUUUCAAAAUCAUUUAUUCCAAGAAGACUCUCUCUUUGGCUCAC